Messenger RNA from Mycena citricolor, 792 nucleotides. Lineage: Eukaryota; Fungi; Basidiomycota; Agaricomycetes; Agaricales; Mycenaceae. The record is from the annotation of a GenBank genome assembly.
AACGCCUCACGUCCCGGACCAGUCUGCGGGCUGACAGUCUUAGUCUGCGAGCACAUCAUGACAUUCAAGGAGGAGCUGCGGGUCAUCUGGAGGAACAAGGAUACCAGCAUGUGGUCCAAGGUCGCGUUCGGCAUAAAUCGUUACCUUGUGGAGUCGGUUAUCGCGCUCACGGUAGCGGCUUUCAGUGGUGAAAUACGGCAGAUGACGACGUCCUAUCCUAUCCGUCCUGAUCAUCGGUAUAUUGAGUAUCUCCGAUCUGCAAAGUACGUCGUGCUUAUGUCCGUAAUCCUUCAGCCAGUGACUGCAAAUCUAGGCGCUGUUCUCUAUUCUCCUCUCUUCAGAGUGUGUCUGCUGGCGGCCACUCCCCGGAUUUUGAUUGCUGUUUUCGCUAUUCAGACAAGCUGUGAUAUUUCCGUGGUGAUUUUAAUGAUCUACAAUGCGCUCGAUCAGCCGCGGAGAAGUGACACCGACAUGAAGACGACGCUGCGGAAGGAUGGUGUCCCCUUUCUCGUGGCCAUAUUCGGUCUGCGCAUGCUCUAUACCAUCAGUGCCAUCACGAUGAAUCCCGGACAAUCGGUCGCAACUGUAGUGCAAGUGAUUUUCUGUCUCAUCUUUUCGUUUCGUGCUGAGGCGUCUUCUAGCAUAUGCUGGAGUAUUAACUGUGUGGUUGGGCUGAGGCUGAAUCUGCGCUUGGAUGCGUUGACUCUUGAGCGAAAGCCUCUUCUCCCUGUUCCAGCACCACGAAUUAUACCAGACGAUGUGCAGCCAUGUUCCAGGUGGUGGCGACGUUAA